UUGCGUAUCAUACUUUUCUCUUUUACAUUCAUUGCUAUUUUUAGACCUUACGCUUAUCAGCAGCAUGUCAAAUGCAUAAGAGAAAAUCAGAAGUACGGAUCAAAGAAUUACAUUGAAAAGGAAGCAAAGGGAGAAGUAAAACAAAAUGCUUGGUGUGAACAAGUGGAACGAGCGAUUGAGUUUGUCAAAGAGCCAAAGUUGAAGUCGCUGUUAAAGAACAUACAGGGUUACAGCAAUAUCCCGCGCAAGGUGCGUUUCCAUGGCACUUUGUUAUUCAGUCUUAUCUCUGUCUGUGUUUUUCACGACAAGGCAGUAUUUGAGCAAGUCGGGAUGACUAAGCCUGUGUAGAU
Messenger RNA from Strongylus vulgaris, 350 nucleotides. NCBI's taxonomy places the organism in Eukaryota, Metazoa, Nematoda, Chromadorea, Rhabditida, Strongylidae. The record is from the annotation of a GenBank genome assembly.